AAAGAUAAGGCAGUCGAUAUCACAUGUUAUUGUGUAACCGCAUAAAAUAAAGACUGCAUGUUAACUGAGUAUCUCAUAGAAUUAAAUAUAAAAAUUGUUAUUUAUAAUUAUAGUUUAUUUUGUACUUAAGGUCUUAAUAUAAAGCAGGUUAAUCAUGUCGGCUUUUCUAACGCGAAAACUUGCCAGUUCGGUUGGCUCUUUUGCUAAAUAUUCACAAGCUGGACUUUUGUCCGUUCGACAUUUAAAUUUAUUGGAGUAUCAGUCAAAAGAAUUGUUAAAAGACAGUGGAGUUUCUGUACAAAAUUUUACUAUUGUUGACGACUUGCAAAAAACUGACAGUGCACUUGAUAAAUUUCAUGCAAGUGAGUAUGUUAUUAAAGCCCAAGUUUUAGCUGGUGGACGAGGUAAAGGAUGGUUUGACAAUGGGUUCAAAGGUGGUGUCCAUUUGACUAAAAACCCGAAAGAGGUCAAAGAGAUUGUCAAAAAAAUGCUGGGUCACAAAUUAAUAACAAAACAGACGACAAAAGACGGGAUUCUUGUACAAAAAGUAAUGAUAGCUGAAUCCGUAGAUAUUAAAAGAGAAACAUAUCUCUGUAUUUUGAUGGACAGGUCACAUAAUGGACCAGUCCUUAUCGCUUCACCCGCUGGUGGUGUCGACAUCGAAGCAGUGGCUGAGAAGACUCCCGAGGCUGUCAAAACAAUUCCACUGGAUAUUUAUUACGGAAUUGACGAUAAAAUAGCCAAAGAAGUCGCCGAAUUUUUAGGGUUCACUGAAGAAACUAUCAAGCGGAAGGCAAUCUUUGAAUUGAAAAAUUUGUGGAAGUUGUUUGUAGAUAUCGAUGCGCUUCAGAUCGAAAUAAAUCCUUUUGUUGAGACUGAAGACAAGCAGGUUGUUGCCGUAGAUGCUAAGAUUGCGUUUGAUGACAAUGCGCAGUUCAGGCAAAAAGAUAUCUUCGCUAUGGAGGACGUCAGUGAAAAGGAUCCCAGGGAAAUUGAUGCUUCGAGGCAUAAUUUGAACUAUGUUAGCAUGGACGGGAAUAUUGGCUGUCUAGUCAAUGGUGCGGGCUUAGCGAUGGCGACAAUGGACAUUAUUAAAAUGAACGGCGGAGAGCCAGCGAAUUUUUUGGAUGUUGGUGGUGGUGUCACGGAAGAACAAGUCUUCCAUGCGUUCCGAAUUGUUGCGGAAGAUCCAAAAGCUAAGGCAAUUUUUGUAAACAUAUUUGGAGGCAUUGUCAACUGUGCGAUCAUAGCCAGAGGAUUAGUCGCAGGUGCUAAGCAAUUGAAGAUCAACAAACCGGUAGUAGUUAGAUUACAGGGAACAAAUAUGAUGGAAGCUAGAAAAAUACUCCAAGAGCACGGACCGCCUUUCACGAUGAACAACGAACUGGACGAAGCAGCUAGAAAUGUUGUUGCGACGAUACGUUCAUAGUAACUAGCAAAAAUUUUAUCAAGACAAUAUGUCUUCUUUAUCUAUGUCAAAAAAUCUCAAAGAAUCAAAAGUCAAAUUUGUGGGAAGUAAAAGUUGAUUCUAUAUGAGGUAGACAAUAAGUAGCGUACUCGCUAUUAUUUUAUAAGCUACUGUUAAAAUUAAGAUGUUUUUUUAAAAAGCUAAUUGUUGUUACUUAAAUAUAGCGACUUAUAUACAUGUUAAUUGACUGUUUAAAUAAUAUAAGGUAUGUUAAUAUUUUAUUCUAAAAAUAUAUUUCUACACGAUUAAA
Messenger RNA from Cotesia glomerata, 1718 nucleotides. It is a transcript of the gene ScsbetaG, whose product is annotated as succinate--CoA ligase [GDP-forming] subunit beta, mitochondrial. Bases 155 to 1429 code for a protein of 424 amino acids. Gene Ontology annotation, cellular component: mitochondrion; succinate-CoA ligase complex. Gene Ontology annotation, molecular function: ATP binding; succinate-CoA ligase (GDP-forming) activity. Gene Ontology annotation, biological process: succinyl-CoA metabolic process; tricarboxylic acid cycle. NCBI's taxonomy places the organism in Eukaryota, Metazoa, Arthropoda, Insecta, Hymenoptera, Braconidae. The record is from RefSeq and is a predicted model, not a curated record. The transcript has 5 exons.